AUGCUUAUUCCAUGGCUAUCACUAAUUACUCUCUUCGAACUAUUUGAUUGUUUCCACGUUCUGUAUGGACGAACUAUAUACCCAGUAGAAUUACGAGCAACCAAAGGCGAAUUCCUUAUCUACACUCUUCAUUCCGUUGAUGUUAAGUGGUCAGCAUCUUUACGCGAUCGUCCCGCACUACCAUUAUGGUUGCAUUUAAUGCCCUCUAGGCAUAAACCUCUUGGGUACCUAUACGGCACUCCAAUCCUACCUUCAAAUCAAGUUGUCUUACAUGUCAUUGCUCGAAGACUGGAUAAUUACGAAAAAGCGGAACAGUACAUAACAAUAUUAUUAAACGAUAAUGAAAAUUACAACAAGACAACACAACAGUUUGCUGAAAUUUAUAUAAAAAAUUAUGAUGCUGAAGAACUGCUAACCGAUCGUACGCAAAUUAUUGACCGACUAAAGCAAUCGCUUAAAGAUUCGUUCAGAGGAAAAGGACUGAACCCGUACAUAUAUCAAAUUUUACCUGCUGGAAAUCCAUCAGGGGAGAAUGAACCAUACGAUCCUAUUCAAAAAAUUGGAAGUAUAGUUCGAGUUGGUACACAAAGUCAUUUUCACUCUAACGUUCUGAAUUUGGAACGCGGUUUGCAACGGAAUCCACAAUAUUGCAACCGAGAUGUACUAGUACCGUUAAACAAAUUCUUCGCUCCAGUUUUUAAAGUUGACUGGUGCAAUUUUCGUGUGAAGAACAUAACAACAUCUACCAUUCACGAUAAGUGGUUAAACCAAGAAGCCAUCAAAAUAAUCAGAACUGAUGCUGAUGCUAUGCACAUCCCUUAUAGUCAAUACGAUGAACUCACGCGACCUUUACUAACUGCGGAAACUCCAUUGAUGCACACUCGAUAUUACUUCUGGGAAUCCUUUCUCAUGUUCCCGAUGUUGGGCGUAUGCAGCAUCCUUCUAAUUAUCCUUCUUAGUCUUAUUUUCUUCGGUCGACGAGAAGGACAACACUGGAGAGAUUACAAAACACCCAAACGUCAGCUGGAAGAGUAUGCUAGCGUAAGAGAUAGCCAACGACAUUUGCGUGAACUUUCGAUGCAACGCCAAAUGCUCUUAAUGGUAACCGAUAGAACACGAUCACGCACUCUUCUGGGAAUUCAAUCAUUUCUUCAACCCAAGUCAAGUCAGAAUCCUUCUCAUGAAACUCUUCAAGGUGAUCAUCAAUCAAGUCGUAGUUCUCGAUCUCCCUUACUGAAGAAAUCACGCGAUGCUAUUCCAGACAAGAUUCCUGAGGAUCAUGUAAUACCACUCAGCAAACAAACAGUUGCGGAAGCAGCUAAAGCUUGUGGUUCCUCAUUAUAUUUGUAUCGGAAUCCAUUUGAGAUUGACAACACUGAUGAAAAUUCCGCAGACGACGAUGAUUUUGCUGCUCCUUCUAAUGAUAAUGAUAACGAUGACAAUUGUGGUGACAAUCAGGAGGGCGAAAGUAAUACAAAGUGUGGCAAUGACUACAACACUUCCUAA
Molecule: messenger RNA, 1506 nt
Organism: Thelazia callipaeda (thelaziosis nematode)
Lineage: Eukaryota; Metazoa; Nematoda; Chromadorea; Rhabditida; Thelaziidae
Source: the annotation of a GenBank genome assembly